UGGGGUAUCUAUUACUCAUGGCAUAUCAUACUAUCUUAUCAGUUUAGUGAUGAUAGAUACUACUAUAUCUGCAGAUAGGUGUGGUGUUAUACUAUGGAAUAUAGAGUUGAAGGAGUAUCAUUCAUUCUGUGCUAAAAGUCUUCACCUACAAAUUAUUAUCUAGAAAAAUGGCAAAGUUAUUGCUUUUCUAUUGCCUGAGUGCCUUUAUAAUAAGUGUCUGGGGACAAGAAAAUGCAAUUCGAAAUUUGUCGCCUUCUCUUAAAGAAUGUUACGAUAAUAAGUUUCUUUUACAAAGGAAUAACAGAUUGCCGCAUACUUUAAACACAUUCAUUUCGAUAUUACGGAAAAUCGAAAAUGUAGAAGGUCUUAAUAUGGAUUUGAGAACUCUAUCUGUUGCUCUUUUGCAUCGUUUCAGACAAGAUGGGAUUGUACCGAAUCCCUCGGUUCCCAUACAAGAUGGAGUGACACCUUAUGUGCCGUUUGGUUUUCAAUUUUUCCGCCAUUCUCAAACGCUUCAAUUUAUACAAGGAAAUGCUCUGCAGUUUCCUAACAAUAGCAUCACAAACAUUGAAAGGUGUACAUUACACUUCAUGUUAUCUGAUAGCAUAGAAAUGUUUGAAAGAGGAGAUGAGGCAAUAGUUUGCAAAUACGUAAAUCCAAGACAUUCAAGAAGUCUUUCAAAUUAUGAUGAAGUGACAAGCAAAGGUACCAGUGAUAUGGAAACUGACGAUGUUAAUACCGACGAUGUGGAAACGUUAACAUCCGAUGAAAUAAAAACCAUGUCGAAUCCAAAAGACGAAACUGCUAAAGUUACAGUUGAUCCAAAUUCAUUAUAUCCAGAAUUACCACCGAAUCAUCCAGACGCCUCGAAGCUGCUACUACCACCACAAAGCAGAUGCCCUAUACAGAAUGGAGUCAUAAAGACCCCGUGGGGCGUUGUUUCUCCUGGUUUAGUUCUUUCUGCAAUAGCAGCUGCCACACAACCAGAAAAAUUUAUGCUACAUAAUCUACAACCUGAGCUAGCAAAGAAAUAUAGUGUGAAUUUAUCAGAUGUUGCUGUAGACAAUAAAUGGUUUGCUACUUUGGCUGGGGACUUGGCAGAGGUUGUUUUAAUACAAGGACCAAUAAGAUCAAAAGUUAGCGUCGGGACAACUGGUCAUUGGAACUCUACUGCUUUGCCACGGUGGUUCUUUUUGGAUUCCAAUGAAACAUUUGAAAUGACAACACCAGAAAUUAGAGGCGAUUUAGAUGGUUUAAUUUUGGCUAAUGAAAUUAAAAAAUGGUAUUCAAAAAUACCCAGUUUAAGACUGUCACAAGUAUUUGAUAUGUACUACAGCGAGCGAGGAUUCUUUGAUCCGUCAAUCAGAGCAGCCAAUCGCAGAUCAUUGUUCCCAGCUGUUGCUCCCAACGAAACGAUGAUUGAACAGGUGUAUAGUGCCAGUCUAGUGUUAAACACUUAUAUAGCAGCAGCAACGCUCGAUCUUGAAAAAAUUAAACAGUUUUCAGUACAAGCGGUAAACGAUUUGAUAACAUACGUUCCGUCUAUGAAUAUGGACCUCCAGUUCGAGAAGUCAGAUUCAAAUAAUUUUCAUGAAACGAAUGUUGAUUUAACUAUAAUUUUGGAUACAAAUUGGGCAUUCUCUGCUAUACAGCCUAUUCUCGCAACAUUAUUAGAGAGCAUAGAGCUAAAUCCUUUUAAUAGUAAUUUCACCCUAAUGAAUGGUUACGAUGGAUCUGAAAUUAUAAACAGUACAUUUAGUAUUCAGGAUUUCUAUGCCUACAAUUCGUCACGCUACGACAACCUUACACAUACAUUCGAUUUGUCGAAGUCAAUUACCAAAGUACAGAAUCGCUUGAUGAAUAAAUUGGAGAAUGAACGCAAGCGAGGGGAAGGAGGUGCAAGAUCUGACAUUGUUUUAAUUAUUCCGUAUACUUCAGUUAUUAAUGCUGGUGACAAACAAUACUGUCUGCAGAACAUAUUACAAAUGCAGGAGCAUAUACCAGACACAACAUUUCUUGUUAUGGCAUACGGAUCAAAAGAUACGUGGUCCGAUUUCGUUAAAAAUCCUGCAACAGAUUUGUUCACUAUCGGUAUCGGUGAUACAGAAGAAGCUUUGUCACCGAUAAACAAUUUGGUUUCCAGGAUAAAACAAGUUCCCAAACGCCUUAUUAAUACACAAUGUGGUUCAGAUUACGUUCCGAGUGGAUCUUCUAAUGCAUACGUUGAUUACGUUACACCAAAUAGUACUAAUUUGUAUAGAUUACAUCCUAAUUACUUUUUCAAAACUGAAGGCUCUUCCACAAUAAAGAUUCAAGGCACCGGUUUGGAUAAACUGACUAUAUGCUCGGCACGAGAACCGUUGUAUGUUAAUAACACACAAAAUGUAAUAUGCGGGUCGAUAAUUAACGAAGCAUACAAUGUUACAAUUUCUUGUGCGAGUGCUACUUUUAUUCAUGCCUGUCCACCGCUUUAUUUAUCUGUAACUGCGAAUUCCACGGAUCUUUCAACAUCAUGCACAGAUCGUCAGAAGUGUCGAUUUUCGACUUCAAUAAAGUAUACGAUAUCCUAUGAAGAUCUAACAUGCGUCAGCGGAGCAAGCAGAAUUGCAUUCAGUUCGUUUAUUCUUAUUGUACUUUUAACAUUUCUCGAUUUAUAAAAUAACGAUCAUAUCCUUAGCUUCAUGAACCAAAUAAUCAUCUAUCAUACGUUUCUGAAUAACAAAUAUUCAGAUAAUGUUUAAAAAAUAUUUUAUAUUAAGUAUGCUAGUGUUUAUGUAAUAACAUGUGUAGCCAAUUAUAAAAUUUGACUCGCAUAUUUAUAACGAAAAACUUAUAUUCACAAUUCUUCCAUAGCAUAUUGACUGAACAAGUAUAUUUUGUUUUUCUACAAAUAAUGUGUUAACCUUGCAUACAAAAUAAAAUGUAAAUGCAUUAAAUAAAAGGUUUACAGAGAG
Messenger RNA from Megalopta genalis, 2954 nucleotides. The record is from RefSeq and is a predicted model, not a curated record. NCBI's taxonomy places the organism in Eukaryota, Metazoa, Arthropoda, Insecta, Hymenoptera, Halictidae.